Molecule: messenger RNA, 3266 nt
Organism: Medicago truncatula (barrel medic)
Lineage: Eukaryota; Viridiplantae; Streptophyta; Magnoliopsida; Fabales; Fabaceae
Product: probable LRR receptor-like serine/threonine-protein kinase At3g47570
Exons: 2
Coding region: 86-3115 (1009 amino acids)
Biological process (GO): protein phosphorylation
Molecular function (GO): protein kinase activity; ATP binding; protein binding
Source: RefSeq, a predicted model, not a curated record
AGUACUUCUCUUAAUAUAUCCAAUCAUAUAUCUAAAAGCUGCAUAUGUAUUUGGUUACUCAUAAUAAAUAUUUUCAAAGAGCAAAAUGAGGAAUAGUAUGAUGUUUCUUUUCUGCUUUGCUAGCCAAAUGUUGGUGUAUUAUUUCAUACCAUCAACAGCUGCUGCUCUUUCUUUGAGUUCGCAGACUGAUAAGCUUGCUUUGAAGGAAAAGCUCACAAAUGGUGUACCAGACUCUCUUCCAUCAUGGAAUGAGUCUUUACAUUUCUGUGAAUGGCAAGGAGUUACAUGUGGUCGUCGUCACAUGAGAGUCUCUGCCUUGCAUUUGGAAAAUCAAACACUGGGUGGCACUCUCGGACCAUCAUUGGGAAAUCUAACAUUUAUCAGAAGACUAAAGCUUAGAAAUGUUAAUUUGCAUGGUGAAAUUCCAAGUCAGGUUGGUCGUUUAAAGCGAUUGCAUCUUCUUGACUUAAGCGACAACAAUCUUCAUGGUGAGGUUCCUAUGGAACUCUCUAACUGCACGACCAUCAAGGGAAUUUUUUUAGGAAUCAAUCGACUCACCGGAAGAAUUCCGAAAUGGUUUGGGUCAAUGAUGCAACUUACUCAACUGAAUCUCGUUGCCAAUAAUCUAGUUGGUACUAUUCCAUCAUCCAUGGGAAAUGUUUCAUCACUCCAAAAUAUAUCACUUGGACAAAAUCACUUGAAAGGAAGAAUACCUUGUUCUUUGGGUAUGUUGUCAAGUUUGAAAAUGUUGAUUCUACAUUCAAAUAAUUUGUCAGGUGAAAUUCCUCAUUCUCUUUACAACCUAUCAAAUAUUCAAGUUUUUGAUCUUGGGUUAAACAACUUAUCCGGUAGUCUUCCAACCAAUCUGAAUCUUGUUUUUCCCAAUCUUAUAGCAUUCCUAGUAUCAACCAACCAAAUAAGCGGACCUUUUCCGUUUUCAGUAUCCAACCUCACUGAAUUGAAAAUGUUUGAUAUAUCAUAUAAUAGUUUGCAUGGGACAAUACCUCUUACUUUGGGUCGAUUAAAUAAACUUGAAUGGUUUAAUAUUGGAGGAGUUAAUUUUGGGAAUGGAGGAGCUCACGAUUUGGAUUUUCUUUCAUCGUUAACCAACUGUACACAAUUGUCAAUGAUCUAUCUUUUUAACAAUAAUUUUGGUGGUGUUUUGCCGAACCUUAUAGGAAACUUUUCCACUCAUCUUCGUUUGCUUCAUAUGGAGUCUAAUCAAAUACAUGGAGUGAUACCUGAAACAAUUGGACAACUAAUCGAUUUAACAGUCUUGGAAAUUUCAAACAAUUUAUUUGAGGGAACAAUUCCUGAAUCAAUUGGAAAGCUUAAGAAUCUAGGAAUAUUGGGCUUGGAUGGUAACAAAUUAUCUGGUAAAAUUCCUAUAGUCAUUGGCAAUCUUACAGUCUUGUCUGAACUAGGUCUAUCUAGUAAUAAAUUGGAAGGAAGCAUUCCAUUUACCAUAAGAAAUUGCACCAAAUUGCAGAAAUUAUAUUUUUAUAGUAACAACUUGAGUGGUGAUAUUCCCAAUCAAACAUUUGGCUAUCUAGAUGGUUUAAUAUAUCUUGGCUUAGCCAAUAAUUCCUUGACCGGUCCCAUUCCUUCAGAGUUUGGUAACUUGAAACAACUUUCACAAUUGUAUCUAGGCUUAAAUAAGUUGUCUGGUGAAAUUCCUAGGGAACUAGCUUCUUGCUUGGCAUUGACAGUACUUGGAUUGGGGGGAAACUUCUUUCAUGGAAGUAUACCUUUGUUCUUGGGUUCCUCUUUAAGGUCCCUUGAAAUCUUAGACCUUUCUGGCAAUAAUUUUUCAAGCAUAAUCCCCUCUGAACUAGAAAAUCUAACAUUUUUGAAUACUUUGGACUUGUCUUUUAACAAUCUUUAUGGUGAGGUUCCCACAAGAGGUGUCUUCAGCAAGAUCUCCGCAAUUUCACUAACUGGAAACAAGAACCUUUGUGGAGGAAUACCUCAAUUGAAACUUCCUCCAUGUCUUAAGGUACCUGCCAAGAAGCACAAAAGAACUCCAAAAAAGAAACUUAUCCUCAUCAGUGUAAUUGGUGGGGUUGUGAUCUCUGUCAUAGCUUUUACAAUCGUUCACUUUCUCACGAGAAAGCCCAAAAGGUUAUCUUCUUCACCAUCUUUGAUAAACGGGAGCUUGAGGGUUACUUAUGGAGAGCUACAUGAAGCAACCAAUGGAUUUUCUUCAUCCAAUUUGGUCGGUACAGGAAGCUUCGGUUCUGUUUACAAAGGAUCUAUUCUCUACUUUGAAAAACCUAUUGCUGUAAAGGUGUUGAAUCUUGAAACACGUGGAGCAGCAAAGAGUUUCAUUGCGGAAUGCAAUGCUUUAGGAAAGAUGAAGCACCGUAAUCUUGUCAAAAUCCUAACUUGUUGUUCAAGUGUUGAUUAUAAUGGUGAAGAUUUUAAGGCCAUUGUUUUUGAGUUCAUGCCUAGUGGGAAUCUGGAAAACCUGUUGCAUGGUAACGAAGAUCAUGAGUCUAGAAAUCUGAAUCUCAAUUUCACACAAAGGUUAGACAUUGCUCUCGACGUAGCUCAUGCAUUGGAUUAUCUUCACAAUGAUACAGAGCAAGUUGUAGUUCAUUGUGAUGUUAAGCCAAGCAAUGUUCUUCUUGAUGAUGACGGUGUGGCCCACUUAGGAGACUUUGGCUUAGCUAGGUUCCUCCAUGGAGCUACAGAAUAUUCAAGUAAAAAUCAAGUUAUUUCCUCCACAAUUAAAGGAACUAUAGGAUAUAUUCCUCCUGAGAAUGGAUCAGGUGGUAUGGUAUCACCACAGGGAGAUAUCUAUAGCUAUGGAAUUCUUCUGUUAGAGAUGCUUACUGGAAAGAGACCAACAGAUAACAUCUUUUGUGAGAAUCUAAGCUUACACAAAUUUUGUAAGAUGAAAAUUCCAGAAGGAAUUCUUGAUAUAGUGGAUCCAUGCUUGCUUGUGUCAUUUGUUGAAGAUCAAACAAAGGUUGUGGAAAGUAGCAUAAAGGAGUGUCUAGUGAUGUUUGCUAAUAUAGGAAUUGCAUGUUCUGAAGAAUUCCCUACUCAGAGAAUGCUCACAAAAGAUAUUAUAGUGAAGUUGCUUGAAAUUAAACAGAAAUUACCGUGCUAGGAACUAUUACUACUUUGAUAAGAAAAUAAUGGUGUCUACCUUGAUGGACAAAUCUUGUAUUCCUUACGUGUGUUUUUAGUUUUGUUAUUUUGUACUAUGUCAAUUCCUAUCUGUGUAGUUGGUUACAUUAUAUUUAUACAUAUGGUAUUUG